UACAAAGCCUCCUCCGGCGUCUCAUCCACCACCGCCACCUCCUUCACCGGCCUCUUCCAAUGCCGCGGCGACCUCUCCCCCUCCGCCUGCGCCUCCUGCGUCUCCAAACUCCCCUCCAUGACUGACUCGCUCUGCGGCAACUCCGUCGCCGCCGCCCGGGUCCAGCUCCUCGGCUGCUACCUCUCCUACGAGGUCGCCGGCUUCGCCCAGAUUUCCGGCAUGGAGCUCCUCUACAAGGCCUGUGGGUCCACCAACGUCGAAGGUGCCGGGUUCGAGGAGAGGCGGGACACGGCGUUCUCCGUCAUGGAAAAUGGGGUUGUUUCCGGCC
Morus notabilis is the source of this 328-nucleotide messenger RNA. Its product is annotated as cysteine-rich repeat secretory protein 3-like. The record is from RefSeq and is a predicted model, not a curated record. Gene Ontology annotation, biological process: plasmodesmata-mediated intercellular transport; transport of virus in multicellular host. Gene Ontology annotation, cellular component: plasmodesma. Lineage: Eukaryota; Viridiplantae; Streptophyta; Magnoliopsida; Rosales; Moraceae. The annotation marks the transcript as partial. The transcript has a single exon.